Messenger RNA from Rosa rugosa (rugosa rose), 1332 nucleotides. RefSeq names its product aspartic proteinase CDR1-like. Gene Ontology annotation, molecular function: aspartic-type endopeptidase activity. The coding region runs from base 1 to 1332 and encodes 443 amino acids. Gene Ontology annotation, cellular component: extracellular region. NCBI's taxonomy places the organism in Eukaryota, Viridiplantae, Streptophyta, Magnoliopsida, Rosales, Rosaceae. The record is from RefSeq and is a predicted model, not a curated record. Gene Ontology annotation, biological process: proteolysis. The transcript has a single exon.
AUGGCAGCCUUAGCAACAACAGCAUUUGCACUCUUCCUUCUUUUUGUCUCUAAUUUCUCUUCAGUCUCUGCCAAAGGAGGCUUCACCAUUGACCUAAUUCACCGCGACUCGCCACGCUCUCCCUUCUACAACCCUGCAGAAACUCCAUCCCAACGCUUGGAGAAUGCCUUUCGCCGUUCCUUCGGCCGACUCAGCCAUUUUAAGCCAACAACUUCCUCUUCUGUAGCUCAGCCUAACCAGGCCGAGUCCACUAUAAUCAACAACCGUGGUGAGUACCUCAUGGAGUUGGCAAUUGGAACACCACCGGUUCCGAUCAAGGCCAUUGCCGACACCGGCAGUGACCUCAUCUGGACGCAGUGCAAGCCUUGUGAUGAUUGCUACACGCAAACCGAUCCUCUUUUCGACCCUUCCAAAUCGUCUACUUACAAAACCGUUCCUUGCUCUUCAAACCAAUGUACUGAGUUAAAGGGCAGGUGCUCCGCCAAGGGCAGUGGUUCGGGUUCGGCUUGCCAAUACGAAGUGAACUAUGGUGAUCAGUCAUACACAAUUGGAGACAUUGCCGUGGACACUCUAACCCUAGCUUCCACUACCGGGAGAAAUGUUUCUUUCCCGAAAACAAUAAUCGGGUGUGGUCACAACAAUGAUGGAACCUUUGACAAGAAAGGGUCUGGCAUAGUUGGGCUUGGAGGUGGUGACGAGUCACUCAUUACUCAAUUGGGUACUUCUAUAGAUGGAAAGUUUUCAUAUUGCUUGAUCCCUUUUGCCUCGGAAGGUGACCAAACAAGCAAGUUGAACUUUGGUGACAAUGCUGUGGUUUCCGGAUCUGGCGUUCUUUCCACUCCCAUUGUCAAAGAUCAAACCCGAAAAACCUUCUUUUUCUUGACAUUGGAGGCUAUAAGCGUCGACAACACAAAAAUUCCCUUCUCAUCCUCAAUUUCAGGCUCUGGUGAGGGCAACAUUAUAAUCGACUCCGGCACCACACUGACCAUACUAGAGCAGUCCUUCUACUCGAAGCUAGAAGAAGCAGUUGACAAGGUUGUCGGCGGGGAGCGCGUGAGCGACCCUCAGAUUGGAAUACCUCUUUGCUAUAAGGUGAGUCUAUCCCAGGAUUUGAAGGUCCCAAAUAUUACCGUACAUUUCACCGGCGCUGAUGUGAAGUUGGAGCAGCAGAACACUUUUGUUAGGGUGAGCGAUGAUACUGUAUGCUUUGCCUUUGCUCCGGCGCAGAGUCUUUCGAUCUAUGGGAACCUGGCCCAAGCGGGUUUCUUGGUGGGAUAUGACCUUAAGGGCAAGGCUGUGUCCUUCAAGCCAAGUGACUGCACCAAGUUCUAA